AUGGCCACCGAUCCAAAGCUGGCGCCGCUCGCCGACGACUUAAAGGAACUUGCUCUCUCUUUGCCCACGAGCGUCUUUCCCAAAGCCUUCUUCUGCGCUCUGUGCAGCGAGCUUGCCAUCGACUCGUACAAGCUAUUGUGUUGCAACAAAGCUAUCUGCACACCAUGUCAGGCGAAGCUUUCGUUUCCUACGACCUGCCCGUCAUGCGACCAUUCGCCGCUCGAAGCCGACUCCUGCACGCCAAACAAGUCUCUGCGCAACACCAUGCGCAUCUGGCUGCAGAAGCAGAAGAAAAAAGAGGAGGCGAAGGCGGCUGCGCAAGCCGCUACACCUGUACCGGAGACCACGCCUGCUGCAACAGAUGCGCCGUCUGAGGUGGGGGGUGCAGACAAACCGAUCGACAGCGUCGAAGAGGCACCGGCAACAGAUGAUACACCUGCAGAACCCGCUACAGCUGCCGCAGAUGCUGGAGAAGGAGAAAAGCGAACAGUCUCCGCUUCCGCGCAGCCAAACGAGGAUCCUAGCGCCCUUGAUAAUGAUGAUCCGGAGCGACGUGGCAGCCUGGUUUCGCAAACUGCGAAGCAAAGCGUGGAGCCAUCUGCUGCGAAUGCGACUUCUGAUGAACAAACCACUACCAAUGGGCCAGCCGGCAUGAUGGGCAACAACUCCACGAUGAAUGGUAUGCAGGGUCCGAUGGGCUUUGGCUUCCAAGGCCAAGGCAACUUUGGCGGCAUGGGUUUCAAUGGCAUGUCCAAUAUGAUGGGCAACGCCAAUUGGAACAACAUGAACUCCAUGGAUUAUAACAUGAACAACUCGAACGGCAUGUACAGCAACUUUGGUGGAAACAUGGGCAUGGGGAUGAACGACAUGUCCGCCAUGAACAUGAUGAACUACGGUGGCGGUUACGGCAACGGGUGGAAUGGCAUGGGUGGGGGCUAUGGAAACUUCAACGGGUUCAACCAGAUGGGUGGAUAUAAUCAAUCUGGAGCAUAUCCCGAGAUGAUGAACCAAUUCCCCAAGAAUAAUUUCCAAACCCAGAACCAGAACCGUUUCCCUGCCAAUCAAGGGGGCACCCUUCCUCAGCGAAACAAUAGGACUGGGAGUCAGGGAGGCUCAGUUUCUGGGGCUGGAGGUCAACAGAAUGCCAGUAGUCGUCCUGGAAGCCGCAGUGGUCCUGCACAAAACCGUGAGGGUGAGUCGCGUGUUGCAUCGAAUGAUGCAGCUGCCGAACCGAGACUAGAUGACGAGCAAGACACCGCUGUCAAGUCCACGGAAGAAGGUGACGAUAACGAAACCGGCGCGCAAGAUACUGCGCCAGCCAUCAAUGCUUUUGGUGAGAUAAGCAGUGUCACGGAGAAUGCCAACGAUACUACUAUAACAGGAAGCCAACCGAACGGAUCUACAAAGUCCAACGGCCUCCACCAGAUACAGACCGUCGAAAUUGAAGAUGGAGGGUACGAUCAAUCGAUGAUAGGCAUUGGCAUGCAGCCAAACAUGGGGUAUGCCAAUGGCAUGAUGAAUCAGUUCCCUAACCAAAUGCAAAUGAACGCGCCUUUCGACCCUAGCAUGAACAUGGGAUUCCACCAGAACAACAACUUUGGUCCUCGUGGCGGCUUCAAUGCAGCGUACGGUGCUGCUACGGUUUUGACUGGUGAGCCACAAGGCCGUGGUGUGGAAGGUGCGCCCACAGGCCCGCGAGCGAUGCGCGAAGGCAGGCCGAAUACUGGCUUCUCAAGUCGUAUGAACAACGUGCGCUACCACCCGCCACCGAAGAGCGUUACGCCUGCGCAAAGUGCCAGUGGUCGUAGUCCCCAGCGCCGAGUUCGAAGUCGCUCCCCUCUGCGAGACGAAAGUCUUCGUACCAAAGACAAGUCGGUGUCACGAUCAAGAUCGAGAUCUCGCGCACGAGAUGAAGGCACAGACGACCGCCGAGAAGGAUCGCGUUCAGCAGACCGCGAAUCUAAGCGGGAAGGCAGGGGACGCUCAGCAACGCCGCAGGCUGACGAUGACUAUGAACGUCGCAAAGACCGUCGACUUCACCGCUCAUCGCGAAAUGAUGAUCGCGAAGAACACCGUGAUGACAGGGGCAGUCGAGGUGAUAGAACUCGUAGCGCCUCGGCCGACUCGAAAUAUCGCAACAGUCGCCGCGAUAAAGAUAAACACCGCUCAUCCCGCUCACACCGUGAUCGCAGUAAGGAACACCGCCGUCGGCACCGCUCGCGCUCUCUCGCCGAAGAGAGCAAGCACGACGAUGAUGCCUAUGCCAACGGUGAGCGAGACUCAGAAUCUGGUUCGCGACGUAAGCACAGAAGCGAUAAAGACAAGCACCGUGACAGGUCACGCGACAAGGACCGCGAGCGAGACAGGCGUGACCGCAGAGAUCGAGAGAAAGAGUAUGAUUAUGAGCGUGAGAAGGAUCGAUCAAGAGAGAAAGACAAAGAGCGUAGGCGUCGACGUGACCACGAAGGAGAAGAUGAGGAGCGCGACUAUGAAGACGACAAGCAUCGCUCGUCUCGACGAAGCCGCAAGGAUCGCGACCGGGAGGAUCACAGUCAAGACGACCGCGAUACCAAGAGCAAGCGUCCCGCAGAAGACGAUGUGGUUGGCAAGAUGAUGCAGAAGCGUGCUGUGUCUCCGCCUCUAAACGCGCCCACUGGCCCCUCGGCAAACACUUUCUCGAUCAAGGGUGCGGGCCGAUCAAAACCUACUGUUAUGCCACCACCGCAGCCUCCGACCGGCCCUCGCAAUUUCCAGCCUCCAAAAGGUCCUGCUGCAGACCGCGACAAAAUCAAACGCCGUAGAAAAAGCAGUGUCUCUUCCGUACCAUCAGCACCAGGCACACCGGCCGAGCUCACGCCACAAGAUCACUACGCUGCUGAGCGCGAGAAGAAUGCCCGCGAGCGCAACAGCCGCGACCGUGUAGACCGCGACCAGCGCGAUGUCCUAACCAAGAGCUUACACUCGCACAUCCACUCCUCCCGACCCUCAGUCUCCUCGAAACGCUCGCAUGACGAUGUAGAAGAGGUCCAGGACGCACCUCGCGGACCCAGCAAGAUGGAGGUCAAGGCACCCACGGGGCCAGCCUCGCAUCGCGACAAGCGGAGGAAGUCUGGGGCUGGAGGCGACAACAGCAUUGCCAAUCUUUUUACUGCCGGUCUGCGGAAGAACGCAGGCAGGUCGAGAAGGGGCGGUGUCAGGACCGAGGGCGAUGUGGAGCGAGAGAUGGAGCGGGUAGAACGCGAGAGGGACAGACGUUAG
Messenger RNA from Ascochyta rabiei, 3258 nucleotides. RefSeq lists its product as uncharacterized. The coding region runs from base 1 to 3258 and encodes 1085 amino acids. NCBI's taxonomy places the organism in Eukaryota, Fungi, Ascomycota, Dothideomycetes, Pleosporales, Didymellaceae. The transcript is spliced from 7 exons. The record is from RefSeq and is a predicted model, not a curated record.